AACAAACUGAUACUCGGGGAAUGCAUCAAAAGACGAACUCGAGAUCGUUCUGACCGGAUUCGUAUCAGCAUACUAUGCGUCCCACGUUUAUAAGAACCGCUUUGGUCACUUUCCGAUGGAGCGGCGGUCCAAAAAUUUCUCGCAGCGAUCGGGUUCGACUCUCGUCAACGACGAUCGGGUCAACACCGUCGUUGGAGGACCGGAAGCGGCUGGAUGUGGCAAUUGUGGGUCUACCAAACGCUGGAAAAAGUCAGCUGCUGAACGUCUUGACGCAAUCUACCGUUGCCGCGGUAUCCCGCAAACGUCACACCACGAGAGACGGGAUUUUGGGCGCCCGAACCGUCGAUGACACCCAACUUUACUUUGUGGAUACGCCAGGAUUUCUUCGUCAAUCACAAGCCAAGAAAGAAGGACUUAACCGGGAUCUGGUUGUGACGGCAUCUUCGGAAAUGGAGAAUGUCGAUUUUUCACUGUUGGUGGUGGAUGCGGCACGAAGAAUGACAGACGACUACGAAGAGACCUUGGUCGCCCUCAUGCUUGCUGCACUAAGAUCUCAGGGACGGCUUGAGUUCGACGUCCACUCUGCCGAAGAAGUUCAAUCCAUUCGAACGCCCAAAGGUGGCACUAAUCCUGCAAAGUUUGCCGUCGUUCUGAAUAAGGUCGACUUGGUUCACCCAAAGUCGAAUUUGAUGGAUUUGGCCGUCAACAUCGGGACACUGGCAGAACAGUGCAUCAAGUUCGACGCGAAAGAAAGCGGAAAGGAAGAGUUAUUUUUGGAUAGCGCAUACCUUCAAGAAUCACUGCCAAUGUUUUUCUACAUUUCAGCAUUGAAGCAGAGAGGUGUUCAGGAUUUGCUUGAAUUUUUACUGGAACGAGCUACUCCUUCAACUUCGUGGGAAGUAGAGGCUGGAGAAGCAACACCGAUGACUAUGAAGGAACGCAUCGAGGAGGUUAUCCGUGAAAAAAUAUAUCGAUGUCUGCACAAAGAAGUUCCCCACAGUAUCCGUCAAGAAAAUCGAGUGCUUCAGCAAGGGAAGGACGAAGACGGAAAUAUCGUACUCGUAAUUCAUCAGGACUUGAUUGUUAGGUCAAAAAGUCACCAGGAGCUAGUUCAUGGUGGGGGAGGAAGAACGUUAGAAAGGAUCCGCGAGACGGCCGCGCGAGGUUUGGAAAAGAUUUUCUUUUGCAAUGUUGUUCUUCAUUUGCACGUAAAGCUUCCCCGCUCCAAAAACCAAAGGUGGAGCAUAUAA
Molecule: messenger RNA, 1250 nt
Organism: Phaeodactylum tricornutum CCAP 1055/1
Lineage: Eukaryota; Bacillariophyta; Bacillariophyceae; Surirellales; Neidiaceae
Exons: 1
Coding region: 75-1250 (391 amino acids)
Biological process (GO): ribosomal small subunit assembly
Molecular function (GO): GTP binding; rRNA binding; ribosomal small subunit binding
Source: RefSeq, a predicted model, not a curated record